Messenger RNA from Bicyclus anynana (squinting bush brown), 3651 nucleotides. RefSeq lists its product as uncharacterized. The record is from RefSeq and is a predicted model, not a curated record. NCBI's taxonomy places the organism in Eukaryota, Metazoa, Arthropoda, Insecta, Lepidoptera, Nymphalidae. The transcript is spliced from 5 exons. The coding region runs from base 1 to 597 and encodes 198 amino acids.
AUGAUCGGUGCGAUGCCAGCAGUAGCGGUCCGGCAUGAGCGGCGGCGCGCGGAGAAGCGCGGGCGGAGGCCCUCGCAGCUGCCGCUGCAGCUGGGCCGCCUGGACGACGCCACGCCGUCGCCCGACCACCGCCUGCGGGAUGAGCUCUACGUCUGCGGGAAGGUUGCGGGGCUGUACGCGAUCGUGGGCUGCCUGCUGCUGGGCAUAGUGGUGCUGGUGGUGGGGCUGGUGCAGCUGUCGCCGGGCGCGGAGGCGGCGCAGCAUCGCUACUACCUCAUGGGCGCCGGUAACAUAGUGGUGCUGGUGCAGCUGUCGCCGGGCGCGGAGGCGGCGCAGCAUCGCUACUACAUCAUGGGCGCCGGCGCCGCGCUCGUGGGCGCCGGCGUGCUGGGCGCCGUGCUCAGAUGCCUGUGCCUGCACUGGUGCAACCUGAUGUUCCAGGAGGAGUACGACGAGCGCGUGCGCGCCACGCAAAAGCACUGCGUCAGCGUGCUGGACAGCCAGAACCAUCGCCAGGACAGGCCCAAGCUCAAGCCCCAGGCCAGCGUUCAAGAUGUAGAUAUGAUCCGACAGCCGUCGGUCGCCAGCGACACCUAGACCUGACCAACGACCAGCAGCGUGACCAACGCCCGACGCCAUCACCGCUACACACAGGGUGACACAAAACUGCUUAUGCGAUAAAACAAAAUAGUUUAAUUCAUUUAAAAGUUUGAUUGGUUUUAUUAUGACAAUGAAUCAUAUCAGAAUUGCUCCAAAGGCUGUCAAGUUUUAUAUCAAAUACGUAAAACUGGACAUUCUUAUUUUAACAUGUCAAAAUUGACGGUAUAUAAGUUUAAUUUAUUAGUGUACCAGAACAUGUUUAAUAUCAUAGGUAUUAUGAUAACAAAAAUACAUCAAAAUACUAAACCAUAUUCGUGAAAUGUUUAAAGUUGCAACAAAGUUUACGAAAGGAUUAAGAUCUUUGCUUGCCAGAAAUCCCAAACCUUGCUGCCAAGUCUUUGACAAUUGUACUAAGCUCAUAAUAAGUAUACUAAAUGAUUAGCUAUGGACAUUGAAUUGUAACUACAUAGAAUGAUUUUAUACUAUAAAUCCUUACUAAACUACAUACGAGUAAACUUUUUUGUGACGUCAAGACUUUAUACAAUGAAUGUCGGAUUUAAUGUGAAAAGCAAAUGCAAGGUGGACUUCGCAACAGCAAUCGUGACUUACAACACAAUAUAUGUAACAAGUUACAAAUAAUUUAACUUAUCGAUUCUUAUCUUGUCAAAGAAGUUUUGGGACACUCUGUAUAAAAUGAGCAGUUACGCAAAUAUCGCUACAGUUUUGUUAAAGUUCAUUCCAAACAAUUUAUGCCCUUUGAGAGACAUAUUGAUGUAGAAUUUUUCUAAACAUUUAACUUUUAGACGUUAUACUAUCAUAGGAUGCUCAAACGUAUUACUGAAAUGACCAAAUAGAAAGCCCAUUUCAAAGUAGUGCGAAUUUCUGACCGGAAAAUUAACGAUAUAUGAUAUUAGGAAAGUGAGAUCGUUAACUUAAACAAUCUGUAUACUGUAUAAUGUCGCGUCUACACGCUUGCUAAACCUUAACAAGCCGUUGUAAAUACAUAAAAAAAAAAGUGUGUGUCAGCUCCGACACAUGAAUGGAGUUUACUCUUUUAGAUCGACUGUCUAAAUAGGUGUAUGUUGCCUUGCAGCAUACACUAUGUACGUCACAAUACUUACGCCUGAAAAGUGAAAGGUGUGCAUCCGAGGAGCAGCAGUCCGCGGCGCGCCCGUCAACAGCGCACGGUUUAAGGUGCACAAAAAACGUAACGCUGUCAUUCGUUCAUCGAAUUUUUCUGCCCAUAUAUUUUUCAUACCGGGGGCUAUAUAUGAAAAAUCGAUUCUUAAGGAGUAAACUCCAAAAAAAAAUAGCAAUAUAAAUACAUCGACACUAAUAGAAACAAACAAGCCCAAUAACAUAUAGUAUAUAGGUAUAGUCGCCUAUACAGCAUACCCUAUGUACGUCUCAAUACACUCACAGCUAAAUUAGAAAGUUGCGCACUAAAGGUGCGCACCAAAAACGUGACACUUUUUCGUUAGUUCAGUUGGUUUUACCCCUCGGAUUUUUCUCAUACCGGGCGCCUUAUAUAUAAAAAAUCGAUUCUUAAGGAGUAAACUCCAAUAAACUCCAAAAAACCUUUUAUAUGUUUAUGUUCUCCGAUUAUGCCUUUCCAGGGUUACGGGGCUGACGAUGAAACCCAACAGUCCUUGGGUUUCAUCCCCGCUUGUUAAACUAUUGUCGUAGCUAACCCUCGCACAAUCUACACGACUAAUUGGUGUAGUAAAUGGAAUAUUGGUUAGGUUACAAGAACAAGGCAAUUAAAAAAAAUAUAUAUAACAUACAAGUUUCUAUUUGAACGACUCAAAAGGUAAGAGUCUAAAACAUUUAGACCAUAUUCGUAUAGUUACGGUUUUAUUUAAGGUAGAUCAGAAUUUCGCACAACCUUACCUAUGGCGUUGGUGUACGUCCCGAGUGAAAGCGUAUGACAGUUGUAUCCGUGACGUAAAAACACUUGACAAGUUUUAGUUUGAACUUAAUGCGAGCGGGCUCGUUUCUUCCAAUAGUCGUUUUAUACGCCGCGGAUUCCGCUUACACGAUUCGCCUUCACUCGAGGCGUAUAGACAGGCAAACAGGAGUAUAUAGCCUGCAUUAUAAAAUUUUAGCGAUAUCGUAGCACCUUGUGGUUAUCGGGUCUUUGUAAUUCGAAGUGAUAGUUUUAUCUCUCCCAAAAAAAAUAUUUUGUAGUACCUUAAAAACUCAUUAUAUUAUUGUAGCAUCCAUACUUGUAACGGUACGUUUACAUCUUUAGGAUUUUUAUUCGAAUCUGUAUUGUUUAUUAUUUUUAUAGUAAAAUAUGUUAGGUUAAGUUUUUAUUAAGACUAUUUGUUUUUAAACUGUAGUCUAAUGAAUUUUUGGAUGAUUGUCUAUGUGUAAUGUAUAUGUUAGUGUAUAUUUUUAAAUAUACAUUGUAGUAUAUUUUCUGUAUUGAAGUGUAUAAAUAUUCAUUUCAUUGUAUACAUAUCCCAAAUCAGAAUGUAAUUCAAUAUAAUAUACCCACUAUAAAUAAUAUAAUUUACUCGGUGCAACGUAUAAAUACAUAUAAAUGUUUACAGAUCAUUAUAACUUAUUUAUAAUAUAUCGACAUAUCAUUUUUAAUAGAAACCUGACCAUAAAUCAUUUCAUGAAAUUAUUUAUUUUCUGGAACACCAUCGGAAUACCAUAAAACUGGUCAUCCAACAUCAUUAUAAUAUCAUCCAAUAUCAUUGCAUAUAUUGCGUUAAAUAUCAUAUUUUUGAAAACUUUACAAUUGAGAUAUCCCCUAAAUAUACCUCUUUGCUUUAUUUAUAAACAAUUGUAUAUAUUAUUAUUAUUAAAUUUUGAAAAUUAAAAUGUUAAAUACAUAAUAUAUGAUUUUAAGUAGUUUUAGAAAUAUCUCUAUUAAAAAAUAAAUUUGAAAAUCACAUACCUAAAUAUUGUUAUAAUAGUGAAAUCAAAUUAAGUAAUUCAUUCUAAAACUUUACCGUCCGAUUCAUUCAAAACAUUAAGUACGUAUCACAAACGCUCAAGUAGUAAAUACUGGCUUGCUACUAAACCACAGGCACGCAACAA